GCUGGGAGGAGCAGGAGCCCUUCCUCCUGGCAGCCUCGGAAACUUCAGCAGGUGCUGGCACAAGCCCUGGCUGGGACGCGGGGUGGGAGCAGGCCCAGCAUGGGGGCUCAGGGUCAGGAAGCGGGACGCCGGGGCCCAGGAACACGGACACCUGCGUCCUUGGGGCCAGGGAGGAAUCCUACAGUGGCAGGGUGCUUGGGCUGUCUCUUUCUCUCUUUGUCCAGAGCCUUAUGUAAGAGCUUUUCUCGGGAAACAGGAAGUCCUGCCUGCCAAGUUCAGCACAGGGAGUAGUGCAGGCCUUAUUCCAACACACCCGGCCUGGCCUUAACCCCAGAACUCAGCCAGUUUCUUGCUUCCGCGACCCUGGUUCUCCUCCCCACUGACGCCCUCCCCUUCUUUCCCACCUUUGGUCUCUCUCAGCAAACUGCCCCAGAGAUCUCGCCUGUGCCCGGGCCAGAGGGUCUUCCACUCUCACCCCUUGACCCUCAAUGCUGCCCAGCUCGUCCCUCCAUCCCGGCUCCUGGCACCAUGCCCCAUAGCCAGCCAACCUUCCCUCCCCCACUUCUGGGGCCGCCCUGGGGUUCCUGCGCUCUGGCCGCUCCUCCCGGGUGUCACUGGCAGCCCUGUCCUUCUUAGAGAGACUGACAACAAAUUCUCCUGAGGCUGGAGGAGGGUGAGGGGUCUCAGGACAACACUGGCCCCGCAGCGGGGUGCCAGGAGCACCAACAGUGCCCCGAGCUUGCUUUCUGCCUCCCUCCUUUUUAUUCUCAAGUUCCUUUUUAUUUCUCCCUUGCGUAACGCCCUUCUUCCCUUCUGCACCACUGCCUGCACCCCGACCCUCCCCGUCACCUCCUUGCUACCCCACUCCUGAGGCUACAGCUGUUGGCAGGGUCCCCAGCUCAUGCCGGCCUUAUCUCCUUCUUUACUAGCCCCCAAAGGGCCCCCGGGAGACAUGGGGGGCCCAGUCCGAGAGCCGGCACUCUCAGUUGCCCUCUGGUUGAGUUGGGGGGCGGCUCUGGGGGCUGUGGCUUGUGCCAUGGUUCUGCUGACCCAACAAACAGAGCUGCAGACCUUAAGGAGAGAGGUGACCCGGCUGCAGAGGACCAGAGGGCCCUCCGAGAAGGGGGAAGGGUAUCUGUGGCUGAGCCUCCGGGAGCAGAGCUCUGAUGGCGUGGAAGCCCGGGAGAAUGGGGAGAGAUCCCGGAGGAGGAGAGCAGUGCUCACCAAAAAACAGAAGAAGGACUCUGAUGUGACAGAGGUGAUGUGGCAACCAGCUCUCUGGCGUGGGAGAGGCCUGGAGGCCCAAGGAUAUGUCAUUCGAGUCUGGGAUGCUGGAGUUUAUCUGCUGUACAGCCAGGUCUUGUUUCAUGAUGUGACUUUCACCAUGGGUCAGGUGGUAUCCCGGGAGGGCCAGGGAAGGCAGGAGACUCUAUUCCGAUGUAUACGAAGCAUGCCCUCCAACCCCGACUGGGCCUACAAUAGCUGUUACAGCGCAGGUGUCUUCCAUUUACACCAGGGGGAUACCCUGAGUGUCAUAAUCCCCCGGGCAAGGGCGAAACUUAGCCUCUCUCCACAUGGAACCUUCCUGGGGCUUGUGAAACUGUGAUUGUGUUGUAAAAGGUGGUUCUGAGCUUGGAAGACCAGGGUGGGUUCAUUUUGGAGACAGCCCAGAGCUGACCAGACAAAGGACAGGGAACAGUCAGGAACAGAGGCCUCUUCUGGGUUUGACUGGAAUCCCAGGUUUGACAGCUCGUGACUCUCCCUUCCUCCCUUCUCCCCCCCCACCCCACCCCCAGGACUUCGAAUUCAUGGAUAUUAAAGAGGUAGUAGAAUA
Messenger RNA from Eubalaena glacialis (North Atlantic right whale), 1834 nucleotides. Its product is annotated as tumor necrosis factor ligand superfamily member 12. NCBI's taxonomy places the organism in Eukaryota, Metazoa, Chordata, Mammalia, Artiodactyla, Balaenidae. Bases 902 to 1606 code for a protein of 234 amino acids. Gene Ontology annotation, molecular function: tumor necrosis factor receptor binding; receptor ligand activity. Gene Ontology annotation, biological process: positive regulation of isotype switching to IgA isotypes; immune response. Gene Ontology annotation, cellular component: membrane. The record is from RefSeq and is a predicted model, not a curated record. The transcript has 5 exons.